GGUGGAGACAGGAUGAGAGGGAAAGUAAUACUGUGAUACCAGUUUGCAAAGAUAAAUGGACCAAAUGUUGCAGAAGAGGUGCGAACAGGACUGCGACGGGAGGAUGGGAGGAGAGGAGGUGGCAGAUUCAAGCUUCUCGAUGGAGGAGGAUGUGGAGUUAGAUUCUGGGUUCUGCAUGGAAACGGACCUGUGUUCAGCCACACAGGUGGUUUUAAGUUCAGAUGAAGACACAGACCUGCAGGAGUUGGACUGGUUUGUGAUUAGAGGAGGCGCAGAUUGUCUGCAUACUAGUCCGGAGCAAAUAGAUGGAGGGAGUCAAACCGAGGAAGAAGGUGAGACAGAGGCAGAUUCGAGGUUAUUGGAGAGCGGAGAGACUGACGAAGAAGUGGAUGAUCAGGCUGAGGAGAAUUCGGAAGUGUGUUUAGAGCCGGGAUGGGAGGAUGGGGUUCACGUACGGAUCGCUCUGGAGGAGGUGGAAAGCUACUACAGGUUUUCUCGCCGCUGCUACUGGCUGUGUGAUGACAUAAUGCAGCUGGACAGCAGUCCUCUCCGCGCUGCUGACAUCACCCCCGACCUCAAAAAGCAGUUUGCCUUCCUCUCAGGCGGUAGAGGAGACAACGGCAGCCCCAUCAUCGUGUUCCCAGAAUUCCCCACAUUUGGGGAGAUCACUGACAGAGAGUUUCACAACGUGCUGACGUACCUGACGAGCGUGCCCAGCUUGUCGUCCACGGGCGUAGGUUUCAUCUUGGUCAUUGAUCGGCGGCAAGACCGAUGGGCAGCUGUCAAGGGGACCCUUCUUCGCAUCGCAGGCUCCUUCCCAGGGAACCUCCAGCUGGUUCUGGUUUUGAGGCCCACCGCCCUCCUGCAGCGCACACUCUCCGACAUCCUUUUCAAGUUCAACAAGGAUGAGUUCAAGAUGAAGGUGCCGGUGAUCAUGCUGAGCUCCAUUUCUGAGCUGCACUCGUACAUUGACCGUACCCAGCUGACCCAGGAGCUCGGAGGAACGCAGGAGUACUGCCAUGAGAAGUGGAUUUCCCAUCGCACUGCUAUUGAAGGCUUUGCGUUGAUGGUAAAGAAAACGGCACAAACUCUCCAGUCGUUUGGGACCGAACUCGCAGAAACCGAACUCCCAAAUGAGAUCCAGGCCACAAACAUCCUGCUGAGCACACACACCAGCAAGAAAGACAAAAUGAAGGAGGACAUACUGGUGGCUCUGGGUCAAGGCGGCAGGCUGUUGGAGAGCAUCAACGAGCCUGUAGUACGAGACCCAGACCACAACAUGAACCAGGAUGAACUGGAGAACCUGGCUACAGUACAAAGACUGCUGUCUCAGCUGGACGAGACGGAAAGGGCUUUUGAUGAGUUCUGGGUGAGGCAUCAGACCAAACUGGAGCAGUGCCUCCAGCUGCGUCACUUUGAGCAUAACUACAGAGAGGUGAGGGCUCUGCUGGAUCAGGUGUCUGAGAAACUUGCAGCCUUCACUGAGGUGGGGAUCAGUCCGGCCCACGCUGACCACAUCUUCUGUGAAUUCACCAGCUAUGAAGAGAGAGUCUGCGAGAUUGUGGAACGAGCCAUGACCUUGUCUCGUGAGGGUGACGAACUGAUCCAAAACUCCCACUAUGCUGAGGACUCCAUCGAGCCCAAAAGCAGUGAGCUCAGAUCAUUGUGUGAGAACGUUAGUAGCAGCAUGAAGGCCAAGAGGGACCAUCUACUCAAAGCCAUGGAGCUGUACCACCGGCUGGAGAAGGCAUCUAAAUGGGUUGAUGAUGGAAUAUACCUGCUGGCGUCUCAGCCAGUGGACAAGUGUCAGUCUCACGAGGGGGCGGAGUUAGCCCUGCAGGAGCUGGAGCGUUACCUGGAUAACACAGGCCAGAAUCAAAUGACGGAUGUCAGCAACAUCUGGACAGAGUACGAGGCCGUGCUCAACCAGCAGUUCAGGGACCAAGUGGAGAAGGUUUUCCAGAAGCAGGUGUCCAUGCAGGAGAUGUUUGACAAGAGGAGGAUCAGCCUGAAGAAGCUCGCAGCCAAACAAACAAGGCCCGUGCAGCCCGUAGCCCCGAGACCUGAAGCCUUCAUCAAAUCCCCUCUGAGCUCACCCGCACACAGAGGACAACAGGAGAAAAACUGCCCAGAGACAGACUCUGGCAACAGCUGUGAAAAAGGAAAUGGCCAACUGCAGAAUGGCGACAGUAACAGCAGACACGUCUCCCUGUCGGAGGAGGAGGAGAACCUGGCGGUGCUCCGGCGGCACGUCAUGAACGAGCUGCUGGAAACUGAGAGAGCGUAUGUGGAGGAGCUGCUCUGUGUACUGCAGGGAUAUGCCUCUGAGAUGGAUAAUCCAGCCAUGUCUCACCUCAUCCCUGCGCCUCUUCAGAACAAAAAGGAGAUUCUGUUUGGCAACAUGCCAGAAAUUUACCACUUCCACAAAAGGACGUUUCUGAGGGAGCUGGAGCAGUACACCGACUAUCCCGAGUUAGUUGGCAGGUGUUUCCUAGAGAGGAUGACAGAUCUGCAGAUCUACGAGAAGUACUGUCACAACAAGCCUCGCUCCGAGAGCCUGUGGAGGCAGUGCUCCGACUGCGCUUUCUUCCAGGAGUGUCAGAAAAAGCUGGAACAUAAACUGGGUUUAGAUUCGUACCUGCUGAAGCCUGUUCAGAGGAUUACAAAGUAUCAGCUGCUACUGAAGGAAAUGCUGAAGUACAGUAAGAGCUGUGAGGGGGCCGACGACCUGCAGGAGGCACUGACCUCCAUCUUAGGCAUCCUGAAAGCCGUCAACGACUCCAUGCACCUCAUCGCCAUUACAGGAUACGACGGCAACCUGAGCGAUCUGGGCAAGCUGCUGAUGCAAGGGUCGUUCAGCGUGUGGACGGAGCACAAGAAAGGUCACGCCAAAGUUAAGGAUCUGGCCCGUUUCAAGCCCAUGCAGCGACACCUCUUCCUGCACGAGAAGGCCCUGCUCUUCUGCAAGAGGAGGGAGGAGAACGGGGAGGGCUACGAGAAGGCUCCCUCGUACAGCUUCAAGCAGUCUCUGAGCAUGAGCGCUGUGGGCAUUACGGAGAACGCAAAGGGCGACAACAAAAAGUUCGAAGUGUGGUGCAACUCCAGAGAAGAAGUCUAUAUUGUUCAGGCACCAACAGCUGAAGUGAAAACCACUUGGGUAAAUGAGAUCAGGAAGGUUCUGACAACCCAGCUGCAGGCAUUCAGAGAAGCUAGCCAGCAGAGAGCUCCAGACCAGGUUUUCCAGUUUCCACCUGUGCCCACUGGAACAGUAAACCUCAGUCCAUUCAAGACCGGUCAAAAGAGCUUUAAAAAGGGAGAGGAGAAGAAAGCCGAGUCCUGCAGCCCUGAUGUCAAUUCGUCACCAAAGCUGUCGGCAAAAGAUGAGGCUGUGACAAGCCCGACCUCAGACAGAGCUGCUGUGGCUAAAAAGCGCUUUACUUUGCAGGGCUUCAGUAACCUCAAAGCUCAGAAAGGAUCUCCCACCAGUCCAGAUCACAAGACGAAACGCCAGAGCGAUCCCACGCCAUUCGGCUUCAAAGAUACAGGUCCUCCUCCCCUCCACCUGAGCAGAGCCAGUUGGUUCAGCACCUCUAGUCUUUUACAGACAAAGUGGAGAGGCUGGAACAAGACCCUGUCACUGGACGCCUCAGAGGAGCAUGAUGGCUAUUCCAGCGCUGAGGAUCCUCUUAACUCUGACCCCGAGGAUGAAAAUACCAAGAAGCUGUGUGCUGGGAAGUACACGGUGAUGGCCGACUAUGAGACGGGUGGCGCUCAAGAGCUCUCUGUGAAGAGCGGAGACACGGUGCAGCUGGUUAAGGAGGGGGAGGACGGACAGUGGUUUGUGCGCAACCUGAGCUCAUCGAAGGAGGCCUGGGUCGCUGCUGCUAAUCUUAUCACUUUCAUCGGAAAGUCCAAGUCUUGCCAGUCUCUCACCAGCUCAGAAGGCAGCGGGUCUGGAAACCUCAGCACGUCGUCCAGCUGCAGCGAGACCUACACGAGCUUCUCUGACAUCAAACCCUGAACGCCUCAGCACUUUCCCCCCCACCACCAAACUGAACUCUUGAAUGCUAGCAUCGUGUGGCUAUCUGUGCCGAGUUGCCAACAUCAGUACUCAUAACGGAUUUCGUCUGCACAUACAGAAAGCUGUAUUUUUUCAUUAUUUUUAUCACAAGGCUAGAUAUAACUGUCGUGCCAGCUAUACAGAUGUAACAGUGAAGCUCACAGUAUAGGACAUGAAUCUUCCUCUAGUCACGUACAUGUCUGUUUAUUUUUAUGAGCAUCCAUGCGACUGUAAUGUAACGCGUGUGUGAAUGGGUCAGCAGGACUGAUCGCUGGAAACGCAUCUAUUUCUGUUCACAUUAAAAGCCGGGAAACAUUAGUGAUCUCAUGUAGACAGCAGUUGUCUUCAUUUGCACUAAUUUGCCCAGCGGUUUAUAUGUUUAUAUUUCAGCUGUUAAUGUAAAUAAAUUAAGAGGGCGAGAAAGAGAGAGAGGGAUGUAUGGUUUGUGCAUAGCUUGAAUGACGUGUCCUCUUUACAGGUUUAUUUAUUUGCGAGAAACACCUACAUGUAUUCCACCAUUUUUUUUUUUUUAAAUUUCCCUUUAUCUUCCGGCCUGUUUAUCGUCCUCCUGUCUGUUGUCAUUGUUAGACUUGUUAAACCACCAGCUGUCUGAACUUUGUGUGUGAGCUUUUUGUCCUUUCACCGUCGAACUCGUUCUGGGUUUCCUUAUACGCGACAGUUUAAAUCCGAUUCUUAAUGUUAAUAAUCAGAGGUCACUGUAUAGCGCUAACUUAUUCCCCGCAGAGGGUUCUGAAUGUAGAUAUUGUUCAUUAAUGUCCGUCCGUCUUGAAAUGUUUGUUAAUGGAGAUGAUAUAUUGUACAGUGAGUAUGGUGGCGUCACUACUUUGUGACUUGUCUAAUUUUUUUACAUAAACGACUUACGAUCAUUCAA
Messenger RNA from Mugil cephalus (flathead mullet), 4952 nucleotides. It is a transcript of the gene mcf2lb, whose product is annotated as mcf.2 cell line derived transforming sequence-like b. The record is from RefSeq and is a predicted model, not a curated record. The transcript is spliced from 33 exons. Gene Ontology annotation, cellular component: cytoplasm; extrinsic component of membrane. Lineage: Eukaryota; Metazoa; Chordata; Actinopteri; Mugiliformes; Mugilidae. The coding region runs from base 56 to 4021 and encodes 1321 amino acids. Gene Ontology annotation, molecular function: protein binding; guanyl-nucleotide exchange factor activity. Gene Ontology annotation, biological process: positive regulation of Rho protein signal transduction; intracellular signal transduction.